Trichechus manatus latirostris (Florida manatee) is the source of this 2265-nucleotide messenger RNA. RefSeq names its product zinc finger SWIM-type containing 9 (gene ZSWIM9). The transcript is spliced from 4 exons. Gene Ontology annotation, molecular function: zinc ion binding. Bases 28 to 2265 code for a protein of 745 amino acids. The record is from RefSeq and is a predicted model, not a curated record. NCBI's taxonomy places the organism in Eukaryota, Metazoa, Chordata, Mammalia, Sirenia, Trichechidae.
ACGCCGCUCUGGGGCGGGUGCCCCAGAAUGGAGCGGCUGGAUCCCCCACCAGGCACAGCGGUGGGGCAGGAGGAGCAGGAACUGCGCGAGCGGGCCUUCUUCUCGUGGGCCGAAUUCAGCCGCUUCUUCGACGCAUGGUGUCAGCAGCGGCUGGCGCUCUUCUUCGUCAAGAGCUCCAUGCACCUGGCGCGCUGCCGCUGGGCCAGCGCGCCUCCGCUCUACACGCUCAUCGAUGUGCUCAAGUACAGCUAUGUGCGGCUCGUGUGCAAGGACGUGCGCGCGCCCAGCCGGCCCGCCGUGGGGCCCCCCCAGCCAGGCUGUCCGGCCUUCAUCAUCGUCAAGCUGAGCCCGCUGCGGGACCGCCUCGUGGUGACCGAGUGCCAGCUGACCCACUCGCACCCCGCCUGCCCGCUCGAGUUCGCCUACUACUUCCGCCCGGGCCACCUGCUAGCCAACGCCUGCCUACCGGUGCGCACCACCAACAAGAUCUCCAAGCAGUUCGUGGCCCUGGCCGACGUGCGCCGUCUGCUCUCCUACUGCAAAGGCCGCGACCACGGCGUCCUAGACGCUCUCCACGUGCUUGAGGGGCUCUUCCGCACGGACCCCGAGGCCAAGCUGCGCGCGCACGGCCCGGCCGCCUUCGUCGACUACUUCGAGCGCAACUGGGCGCCGCGCCGCGACAUGUGGGUCCGCUUCCGCGCCUUCGAGGCGGCCCGCGACCUGGACGCGUGCGCCCUGGUGCGCAGCCACCGCCGGCGCCUGCUGCGCCGCCUCAGCCCGUCGCGCAGCGUGGCGCAGUGCCUCCGUGACCUGGUGGCCAUGCAGUGGGCUGACGCGACCGGGGAGGCAGCGCCCGAGGGUCCCGACGGCGGGGGGCCGUGGCUGGAGGGCGAGCCGAGGAGAGGGGCUCAGGUGGAGAGCGAGAGGACGAAGGGCCUGGGGACGGGGGACGGGGGAGGGGCCCCAUUGGAGAAGGAGUGGGUGAGAGAACUGGAGACCAGAGGCGGAGGAGGGGCCCAGUUAGAAAGUGAGAAGGGGAGGGGAUUGCACCUCAGAGAUUGGAGGGGGCUCCAGUUGGAGACCCCCAAGGUGAGAGGACUGGAAGGGAGUGUCUGGAGAGCAGCCUCGCUAGAGAAUGAGCGCAUGAGAGGGCCCGAGAUCAGAGACUGGAGGGGGGGCCCGUUGGGGGAUGAGAAAGAUUGGGGACUGGAAGGUUAUGUCUGGAGAGGGGCCCAGCUGGAGGAGCAGGGGCUAAGAGGGCUGGAAGAGUAUGCCUGGAGGAUGGCCCAGUUGGAGGAGCGAAGGAUCAGGGUGCUGGAGAGCACAGACCACAGGGGGAACCCAUGUGAGAGGGCCAGGAAUCUAGAGGGGAGCACCUGGAGGGGAGCCCAGUUGCAGGAUGAAAGGGCCAGUGGCCUGAAAACCAGAGACUGGAAGGGGCUGCAGCUGGAAGGGGAGAAGGGGAGGGCGCUGGAGGUCCAAAACUGGAGGGGAGUUCAUUUGGAAAAGCCUCAGGAGCUGGUCCCUGAGAACGGAGACCAAAGGGGCCCCAAGUGGGGAGAUGAGAGGGGGAGAGGGCCAGAGAUUGGAGAAGAGAGGGGAGUGCGACUGGGGGUCAAAAGAAGAAGGGGCCUGGAGGACAUCGUUCUGGUCCAGCUAGGGGACACAAGGGUUCCAGGCCUGGAGAAUGGAGAUGAAGGAGAAGCCUGGCCUAUGGACCCCAACAGCCGAGCAGGACAAGGAAUGGGGUGGGGGGACACAGGAGGGGGGCAUCCAGGGCUGGGGAAUGGAGUCAUGUGUGGCACGCCUGUGGGGGCUGUGUUUGAGGGGGAUCCCGAAUGGGCAGUGACGAGGAGAGUGUACCAGGCCGCGGGGGAAAGCCUGCCAGACGGAGGCGAAAGAGAAGGCCCCGGGGAACCAAACAGGCUGUGCCGCCCCUCAGGAGAGGAGGAGGUGGACUGGGAACCCCUGGCCAAAUUCCGAGCAGCCUGCGGGCCAGAGCUGGCUGACCUGGUGGCCGAGGAGCUGACCUUCGCCAGGCAGCACGGGACCCGGGGUUUCCGCUGGACAGGAGCUGGCUUUGCCAUCAAGGACGGUACCUCGGACUUCUUCCUGGACGUAGCCCUAACACGCUGCAGCUGCUCCAUCCACGCUGCCUGGCGUCUGCCUUGCCGCCACCUGUUCGCAGCGCGCCUCCUCACUGGGGCAGCUUUAUUCCACAUGGACCUGCUCAGGGAUUGUUGGGGGACAGCCCCAGAGCCCUAA